This is a messenger RNA of Bacillus rossius redtenbacheri, 2973 nucleotides long. RefSeq names its product ERI1 exoribonuclease 2-like. Gene Ontology annotation, molecular function: nucleic acid binding; zinc ion binding; 3'-5'-RNA exonuclease activity. Lineage: Eukaryota; Metazoa; Arthropoda; Insecta; Phasmatodea; Bacillidae. The record is from RefSeq and is a predicted model, not a curated record. The transcript has 5 exons. The coding region runs from base 129 to 1385 and encodes 418 amino acids.
AAAAAAAAGUAACUUUUUGUUUACAAAUAAAAAGGGCGGGAAUCUUGUAGUUUACGAAUUGAUGUCCGGAUUUAUAGUUAUUUGGAAGUAUUUUACUUGAUAUUUCGAUUUCUUUAUGUUUAAUAUUUAUGGAGACUGGCUCUGGAAAAAAUUGUAUUAACACACUUAUCAAACCAACUAUAACAUUAGCAAAGAAAUUAGGUUUGAUUGAAGUCAUUUACAUUGCAAGUCCUGAGACUGAUGACACACACAGAAAUGAUGUCAGGAAAUUUCCACAGGAAUUUGACUACUUGAUUGUGGUGGACUUCGAGUCAACUUGUUGGGAGGGAAAUCGAUCAGGAUGGAGGCGGCCAGAAAUUAUUGAAUUCCCGGCAGUAUUGCUGAAUCUUUCAAGUGGCGAUGUGGAAGAUGAAUUCCAGCAGUACGUUUCACCAUCAGAGAAUCAGAAGUUGAGUGAAUUCUGCAAGACGUUGACUGGCAUAACUCAGCAACAGGUGGAUGAUGGGGUUCCUUUGGCAACAUGUUUGGUUCUCUUUAAUCGAUGGAUUUUACAGUUAUCAGAGCAGAAAAAGCUAGUCAUCCAUAAACAAGUAAAUGAUGUAAACGGAGAGAAGUCUUGCACAUUUGUCACUUGGUCAGAUUGGGAUUUUUCCUCGUGCCUUCAUAAUGAAUGUCGUCGUAAACAAAUUUCAAAACCAGAGAUAUUCAACAAGUGGAUAGACUUGCGUGCAAUCUACAGGGAGUUCUACAAGAGAAGCCCCAAGGGUCUCCGGGGAGCACUUCACGAGGUGGGUCUGGCCUUCGAAGGACGGGAGCAUUCGGGACUGCACGACGCCCGCAACACGGCACAUCUGGCCUGGCGCAUGGCGUGCGACGGGGCGAAGCUGGGCAUUACCAAGACGCUGCUUCCAAACACUUCAACAAGAGCUGCAAGGAAGUGUGUUCUUGAAGAAUCUUGCAGCAAUGCGGAGGAGUCGACACCAGUGAGAAAACCUCUGCAGAAUGUUGGGAACGCCCCAGCCGAAAGGCACGCCAGAGUUGAGUCAUACACCAAGAACGAGAGGCAAAUUUUAGCUAACAUUAAUGCAUCAGAGACUGUUAGAGCUGUGAAAAGUCAAGUUGGUAAAAAGAGUGCUCUAAACACUCCCGAACCUAACCGGAAGAAUCAGUCGAGCUACAAAACCCCAGCUACCUCGAAGCGGCCAUUGCCUUCUUCCAGUUGCAAGAAGACACCUCCCCUGUGUCACUGUGGCAGGCGAGCGGUGCGAAAGCUGGUGUCUCUCCCGGGGCCCAACCAGGGCAGGCGGUUCUUUACCUGCUCAAACAGGAAGUCCCUGGGCAUGAAAACCUUGUCAGGCUGUGGAUUCUUUCGGUGGGACAUGUAAGUUAGCAAUAAAAAUAGUAUACCUUUUUGAGAACACUGUAAUAUUUCUAUUCAAAUUGGCUAUGAGGUAAUGUGAGAAGUAAGCUGUUAAAAUACUUGGGUGUUAAAGGUAAGUUGCAAUUUAUAUUUUAGAAAGUGUCCAUCAUAAUAAGCCUGAGUAUUUUGGCACAGAAAGCUACAGAAAUAUUUGUGUAAAGAUUACUGAACAUACAGCCCAGGUUAGGGUUUAUUUAUGGUUUAUGUAGGUAAAUGUUCAUCAACAUAACUUUUUUACUGACAUAAAGGUAGUACAUAUAAUGUAGCAGACAAUUAUCUCAUGGAUAAAAAUAAAGUUGACUUAUAACCUAUCAUAAGUGUAUAAUAUUUGGUUUUAUAUUGUUUUAAUUGUGGGGAAUGAAUACCGUGUUUUCUCGCAUAAUCGUUGCAGAUUUUAUUCUAAAAUCAAGUUUGAAAAGUAGGGGUGCAACCAUUGUGCGGAAAAUUUUUUUUGUUAGGUAAAGUUAUUCAUAAAAACAAAACCUGUUCAUGGAAAGUACGUUUAUUUAAAAAAUGGCGGAGUAUACAAGAGCACGCCAAACAAUCUAUAUUAAUAAUUCCUUAAACAAAAACCUUUCUUCAACAUUAAAAACUCUAACGCGAACGCAAGCCACUAGAAUCUGACGUGAACUAACGUGUCGUAGUACACACUUGCCACGAAAGAAUGCGGGCUAUCAAAUGUAGUUAACUCGGCACCUGAAAGAGAGCGCGCGUUGCAUCCAAUCGGCGAGAUAUCGAUAUUCGACUACGUGCACGCGCUCUAUACAGGAAACAACAUAACCAAACAUGAAUUAUACGCUGGCUACAUUUUUAUAAGCGGUACGCCACAGUAACGCAAUCAGAUAAAGGAAAUACCGUUUAAAAACGUCUUUAAAAGAAAAUUUACACGUCAGACAACUUUGUAUUUCCGUUUAUUAAAUAAAUAAGUGGUAAUGACCGAAAUUAAAUUUUAGAUUACACCUACACCGCGGCGACACAGACGAUCAGAUAAAGGAAAUAACUUUUAAAACGUCUUUAUAAGAAAAUUUACAUGCCAAACAACGUUGUAUUUUUCCGUUAAUUUAUUAAGUGAUAAUGACCGAAUAAAUAUUAGAUUUCUACUUUAAAAUACAUCGUUUUAUACGGUAAAGAUACCUACACAAAGCAUUCAGCAUUUACUAGCGGGACCAAAUCAUCAUGCGACGUUUACGCGAUAAGUUUUUCUAUCCCAAUUUUGACAGCCUAAAAUAUGGUUGCGACGAUUACGCGCGUGCGACGAUUCUGCGAUAAAACACGGUAGUUUAUUACAAAAUGCUUCAGUACUCAGUGACCUUGAUGGGCUAUUGAUGGAAAAUAUCAAAAUUCCAGCAGCCUCCACUUUGUGAUGAUCUAGUUAUGUUAGCCAAGCACUAGUACACAAGUAAAGGUUUGUUAAGGCCUGUCUACAACAUUCCGAACCCAUGGAUGGUCCGUGUCCUUAUCCUAAUGUGAAUGAUGUGACAUUGUUGUGUGGAAAACCGCCCUGUCUGAGCGUAGUAAAUAUAAAGUGCCAAAAUAAAUGUUUUUCAAUUGUU